Messenger RNA from Aedes albopictus (Asian tiger mosquito), 3633 nucleotides. It is a transcript of the gene drm, whose product is annotated as protein drumstick. The record is from RefSeq and is a predicted model, not a curated record. Gene Ontology annotation, cellular component: nucleus. Lineage: Eukaryota; Metazoa; Arthropoda; Insecta; Diptera; Culicidae. Gene Ontology annotation, molecular function: RNA polymerase II transcription regulatory region sequence-specific DNA binding; DNA-binding transcription factor activity, RNA polymerase II-specific. The transcript is spliced from 4 exons. Gene Ontology annotation, biological process: embryo development; regulation of transcription by RNA polymerase II. The coding region runs from base 1650 to 1949 and encodes 99 amino acids.
GUGAAUCAGCGACGGAUGGUCCAAGUCGGGAGAGAACUCUGGGAAACGAGUAGCACCUGAAGGUUGUGGGUAGGCGGGGUAGGUGGCAGCGCAAUGUGAAGUAGGUUAGAGCGAGAGACAUCGCUGGGUUGGAAUGCAGGAUAGGGUGGGAGAGCGAGAGAUUAAACUACCAACCGGGCAUGAAUGAGGAGAACAAGAAAGAGAGCCUAGGCGUAAGAGUCAAAUCGGCAGCCAAAAACUUGAUGGUACAUAUAACCGAGAGUCAAAUCGUCAGCAGCUGUGUAUAUAGAAGGAGAUUUAAUGUACGCACUCUAGGGGUCUACGGUGCUACGGGGGGCAUCAAUAAAGCAGCUACUAGUGUAGGUUUUCUCUUUGGCCUGCUGGAAGAUGCUGUCUCGUUCUGGCGCGUGGGGUUGGAUGGCCGACUACCCCGAACGGCAACACGGUUAAGUACAGUAGAUGUCUGCAGUUUCCAGUUCGCAGCUACUAUGCCAGAAAGUCUUUUGACUUCUGUUACUAGCAAACGUUCGCAACACUCGUUCCAAGUCCAGCGUACUAAACAGGCCGUUUUUUGGUAGCCACCUUCCUACAAUUCUCCGUCAUAACUUUUAAACUUUUCGGGUUACCCGAUUGACUCGAACGACGACGCCGACGACGACGACGAUUGGUGUGCGGGGCAUACACACACGUUCCGACGCGUUUGCCUCCUGUAUUGGCUUGCUGACUGGUUGGCUGGUUGAUCGGUCGGCCUCUCGUGUGGUUAUUUCGGUGUGUAUUAUUGCGCGCUGCUGUGUUCGGUGUGGAGUUCGGUCUCAUCAUCUUCAUCUUUGUACGCGACCUAACCGAGGGAUCGUCUGCGCGCUGCUCUACACUACUCUUGCCUUCAAGUGCGGAAGAUCAAUUUAGUCAUAAUAGCGAUACGCACAGAAGCGCUCGGAAGUUAUAUUACAUCUGCGAGAUUAUUAACUCUCACACUUUUUUCGACUGUGCUGGAGUUUAGAGCAUCCGAUUACAGUGCAGGAGCUCAGCGGGAUUUGUUUGAUAGGUUUCCGAUUUUAUUGGUUUUUUAUUGCUGCAACCUACCAAGUUUGGUGAAACAACCGCAGUUCUGUGACCAAAAGAAGAGUUUCUGCAAGAGAAUAGUGAAUUUUAGUUGAAGCGAAAGCAGUUCUUGCUAUAAAAAGUGCCCCAAAUGUACCAAAUUGUGAUGAAAAGUGUAUUAAACAUCGUGUUACUGAUCGAAGGCUAAGGAAAGUGCUCAAACAAGGAAAACCAGCUGUACUUCAGGAUCAUCUAACUAACAGUUCACAGGAGCAUUUCGUCGAUUCAGAAUCAGUUCCCAGCCGUGGAUUGUAUAGGAUCCUCCGAUUGGAUUGGAGUGAGUGGUGACUAAUCCGAAGUAAGCAGACUAUAAACCAUAGCCAACACUCAUUUCGCCCACUCAGAAAAAAAAUCAAUUGCCAACAGUAAACACAUCACACCCAAUAAUUCUUCCAAAAAGAUACAAAACAAAACAAAAACAACAUCACUUCUUCCAUCACAAUAAAAAACCAAACUCUCAAAAGCCAAGAAUUUAAUCGAUAAACUCGAUAAACACCAAAAAAAAAAACUCACGUCACGUCGUCAUCCACCACCACCCGGCACCGAAAAUGUAUCUCGCGACGCUGCGAAUCGACAACGACAACCACGGUAGGGGCGACUUCCGCCCGAAGAUGCGGCCAAAGUGCGAGUUCGUGUGCAAGUACUGCCAGCGCCGGUUCACCAAGCCGUACAACCUGAUGAUCCACGAGCGUACCCACAAGAGCCCGGAGGUGACGUUCUCGUGCGAGGUGUGCGGCAAGUACUACAAACGGCAGGAAAAUAUCCGCUCGCAAAGAUGCAGUCAGUGUAUUUGGCGGUCAAUUCAUACGUACGGCAUGAACGGUAACAACAACAACCGGGCAUACUGAGCCUAGCCUGCCAAGCACACGUGCAGCACUGUUUUGCUAAUAUUAAUGCUAAUUACGAUUACGAUUAUUUAAAACAAAAGAGAAAGAGAAUCCUUAUACCGAGUCCGUGUGUGGCGAAGAAAAAAAAAAACAAAAAUGCAGCAAGCGAACUUGAUUGAGAAUUGAGAAGACUGUUGUUGUGCGUAUAGAAUGUGGUUACAGGGUGUUCGGAGAGUAAAGUUACAAGAUACGAGAAGGAGAAACCGAUCCAGUUAACAGUGUACUUAUGAGAGUGAAUGAGUGAGGAAGUCUUAAGACAGUGUGGGCGAACGAUGAUUGUACAUUUUUAUUAUUAGUAAAGCGUGGAAAUAUGUCAAGAAACUUUGAAGUUUAACUUUGAAGGCCCAUGAUCAAAACAAAAGAGUGUGAAACUACUAUUAUUAUUAAUCUCGUUUCAAAUUUGUACAUAGCUUCGAGAACAAACAGACAAUGCUUUAAACUUGUUUUUAUUGUCCUAUUUUCCAUAAUCAUUAUUUACACCGGGCAAGUUGAAAGUUAAUGAAAUCAAACAAAACUGUUUCGCAUUUUACGUUUAGAUACGAAUACCUAUCGCACUUUUAAUCAAUCACUAUUUAGAAUGUACGACUAAUUUAUAUUCGAACUAUUAACAUUAUAUCAUUCCUUAUGUCUUAGCCCUUAGGUAUAAAUAGAUAUAUUUAAAUAAACGCGCAAAGUAUCCCAGUUAACUUGUAAUUAUUAGCCUUUAAUAUCGAAUUUGACGAAUUUACUUCAAACGAUUUUCUUUUGCGAUCUUCUGCGGUUCCAAUGUCUGUCUUCUUAAAUUCUUCCUUAGUGUGAUCGACCCUCUCACUCGACAAAGUUCACGUUAUAGUGCUGAGUCAUGCUGACCGUCACCAUUGUCGUCAGUUUCGUUGCUAAAUUUAUGGAACAAAAAACUGAAAAGAUUCUCAUUCAGCUCUCAACAAAUCGAACCAUGAAAAGACCAACUAAGUAAAGACUUUUUGAUCUUUUCGGCAGAAACUUCAAACGAAACAGUCACAUAUUCCCAACAGCACGUUUUCUCCUGGGAAUGGUAACUUUGUAAAGAGCCAUCACUUGACAUCUCGAUUCAAGUGAGAGAGCCACUCAAACACACCCCAUCUUCGUCCCAUCAAGCUACUGGUUUUUGUGCAAUAUUUUCGAGCCCAAAUUGAUCCCCGGAGAGUAGCGUGAACUUGUCCCUUUUUUAUUGUCUCUGAAACGAAACCUCAGCAUACUUCUAGCCGUGCUUAGAAUAGAUUCUAGUCUUAUCCGUGAAGAAAUCAUUGAACUUUUGGAAGAAACGAAAUAGCAGACCCCUUUUUUUGGAAAUUGAGUUUGGACUACUUAGGCAAUUGCUGUUGAUAAUUUGUUUCUCGAUUUAUAGCAAUAUCGGUUUAAUAAACAGGGAAUUUUCAGUGCAGAAAAAGUACAGAUAUUUAUGUAUCCUAUGAAUAAAUGCCAACUACACAUCAUGUAAGAGAAGAUUGUUUCCAUAUCGUGAUCAAAAGACAGAGCUAUUCAGCAAAUGAAAUGAAACUACGUGUUAUCGAAUAAACAUUCCACUUUUUUGCGUAUACAAAACAUGUUAAUAUUUUUAUAUUAAACCUACUCCAACCUAUGUGCAGAAGCGAAGGUGAAAUAAAUGCAAAAGUAAACGCUAUAA